GACUGGGAGUAGAAGUGACUCAGGGAGAGAGAUAGAGGCAGAGACAGAGCCCAAUCGUCCCGGGGUCGCCCAACCUGUCUGCUUUCAUGCACCGCCUGCUCCAGUGGGACCCGGCAGCAGCAGCAUGUCUCCCGCCUGGAGUUAGAUCCAUGGACUAUUACGACAACGACUGCCUGGCCGGCUUGGUAGGCAAGGUCCCCCGGCGAGUGCCUCGGGGCUGUCCCGGAUCUGACAGUUCUAUUGGGGAUCACGAGAGAGCCAUAGACUUCAGUCCGUACCUGGAGCCCCCGGCUGGGGCAUUGGGAGGAGGGAGCCCCUCGGCUGCUCCUCCUGGAGACUUUCUGUCCGAUCUGCUGGGCGCAGACGAGUACAAGUGCGGGCGCAAGGGGGCGCUAGAGUACAGUCCGGUUGUCAGAGGGCUGGGGGGGUACCCGCAGCUGGGGGAGACCAAGGUGGAGCCCGUGUUUGAGUCGCUGGAACCCUACAAGGGCCCUGGGCGGGAGGAAAACGCCAUGCCAUCCCCGUACAGUGUCCGCUCCUAUCUGACUUACCAAACGGUACCGAGCGGGAGCAGCGGCAAUCUCUCCAGCGCUUCUUCCUCUUCCAGUCCCCCCGGCACCCCCAACCCCCUGGAAAGCAAGAGCGGGGGCACGUCUGGAGGAGGUUACGGAAAGGGCAAAUCCAAGAAGUCGCUUGACAAACACAGCGACGAGUACAAAAUACGCCGGGAACGCAACAACAUCGCCGUGCGGAAAAGCCGCGACAAAGCAAAAGUGCGCAACAUGGAGACGCAGCACAAGGUGUUAGAGCUGAGUGCGGAGAACGAGCGGCUGCAGAAGCGGGUGGAGCAGUUGUCUCGGGAGCUCAGCACCCUGCGGAACUUGUUCAAACAGCUUCCCGAGCCCCUGCUGGCUGCUACCGGCCGCUGUUAGGCCUAAGGGUGGCACCCGCUGACUUGUCCGCACCCGGGGCGCUGUGCCACCCAUGCACUUGUCUGGGCCAAAAUAGGGGUACGGAACAUACGUAACAAAUACUGCACUAGGGUGAACUCAGCCUGCACUUGAGGGUGGUGGCCUCUCAAAGCCUGAACCCCGACAUUUAGACUGGGCAUAUCCCCCCCCUAUUGACCUGUGCACCGGAUCAGCACUGGCGAACUCAUAGUGCAAGGAGCCCCUCAAUUCUGCGAGUAUUUAACAAAAACCUUUGCGCCUGAAUUCUGGACUGGGACAACGCAAUGCUGCGCACAUGGAUACCUUUGGCCUGCAGCCAUCACAAAUCUUUACCAUAUAUCUGUCCCUGGCAUUUGAAUUAUGCAUCUCAACGUUAGCUUCAUCUGUAAGCCUACAGUCCCCUCUUCUGGACUAUGAGUAUUCUUCAUCUGCAGCCAAUAAACAUGCACAUCUGCUAUCUAUGGAGAGGAGCAGCACUUCCCUGCAGCCUCCUGGUUUAUGCUUUGCAGCCCCCCCCUUAUACCUGAACUUGGAGUUUAACCUUAGAUCCUCCAAAUCUGCUCAAGGAGUUCUCUCUGGGGAGUUCCCCAACUCAUAACCUGUAGUCUGCUUUGGCUACCACUACCCCUAGUUUGCAGGCUGAUGCAAUAUGGACCCUGUACUAUGACUGUGAUCGUUUCUCUAUGGAGUUGGGUGGGAGUGAACAUUUAUGUUUAUAUGGUUGCAGUUAUAUUUUUAUUGUUAUAAAUGGCUGUAUGGUUUACACGGUUCUAUAAACGUUUUGUUUUCUAUUAAUACUGGAGAGUCCCUGUACUGUAGAGCUUGCAGUCUUGACAACUGAGGCACAGGGUCACAAGAAAAAGGUAAUCAAAUCAAACCCAGGUGUCUGUCCCCCCUCGAAUUAGUGCACUGUUAAAGUCAAGUCUUAACCACUGCAGCAUUAACAUAUACAGGAGGCAACGGGUUUGGGGUCACUGUGGUAACGGAAUCCUAAACUUGCUGCCUGGUGAACUGUAAUUUCAAAUAUCGCAAGGGAACCUGGGAAUUGGUGUCUAUAGAGAAAUGGACAGUGAAUAGUUGUAUAUUCCCGCCUUGGGCUUGUAGAGUUAUAAUUGCACAUGCUGGACAGAGCUCAUGCCACUAUUUUCAGUGAACUGAGUCUCAGCAGGUUUUGCUAUGACAUCUCUUUUAAUUGCUGAUCAGUCCAGUAUUGUACAAGUAACUUGGCAGAACAUUGAUUAUUUGUCUGUUGGGCAAUGCAUUGGCAACAAAUGCACACUUUAGUAAUGCUCCCUUUAAUUUGUAAUAUAUAUAUAUAUAUAUAUAGUUAUAAGCCUGAUCAAGCCUAAAUUGCCAUUUACCCCAAAAUUCACCCUUACUUGCCUGUCCAGGGGUUAUUCACCCCAAAUGUUACCCUAACUGGCCUUCAGUCUGAGCCCCCUUAGCUCAUAACAAGGUUACAGAUAUAUAGAAACAUUAGGGUAACAGUCACCCUGUUAUAGUUCCAGGGGUACCCAGGGUACAACUAAGCACUCACCCCAAAUCUCCCCCUAACUGGCCUUCAGACUGGGCCCCCUUAGCUCAUAACAAGGUUACAGAUAUAUAGAAACAUUAGGGUAACAGUCACCCUGCUAUAGUUUCAGGGUACAACUAAGCACUCACCCCAAAUCUCCCCCUAACUGGCCUCCAGACUGGGCCCCCUUAGCUCGUAACAAGGUUACAGAUAUAUAGAAACAUUGGGGUAACAGUCACCCUGCUAUAGUUCCAGGGUACAAAUAAGCACUCACCCCAAAUCUCCCCCUAACUGGCCUUUAGGCUGGGCCCCCUUAGCUCAUAACUCAACUACAGAUUUUGUGAGCCCCCUUAUACAUCUGCUUGGCCUAAGAGACAUAAUAUGUGGGCAAAGACUUGGCACUUUGAAGAGAAUAUAAUUUUAUUUAGGAUAUAUAAAUAUAUACUUUCCCCAUCUCUCCUGCCGCAGGAUUGCUGGUACAGGGAGUUAAAAAUGCAAUACUUGUACUUUAUUGAGAAUAUUCCAAGGGGUCUGGCUGUGAGUAUCUGUGCCGUCAUCAUGCCUAUAGUAUACCCCCCCUAUUUAAAAAAAGUAAGAAAUAAAUAUUGGAAAGAGAGAGAGAGAGAUAUAUAUACACAUAUAUUUAUUGAUAUUUUGUAUCAGAGAGCACAUCUAUUAUCUUGGUUUGUUUAUAGAGGAAGAAGAAAUGUAUCCGAGCAGCACCAGCUUCAGAUACUUUGCACAUUUUCCUAUUGGAGUUGGAGGAAACCAGUUCCCUUUUGGUGAUUUUAGAUUUUUACAUAUCUCGACCUUUUUAUUUCUUUUCUAGAACAGAGGUUUUAAAAAUAUGUGUUAUUUAAAGUAAAGAGAACAAUCUUUUCUAUGCCUGGUGAUGCAAUAAGGUUAAACAUGGUUGCAACCAACAUCUGAACACAUGAUGCAAUCCUGUGUAAUUCAGCCAUAAACUGUGUAAUCUGUUAAGAUAUUUUACGUUUUUUUAUAUUAUAUAAAAAUCUAUUUCUAUGCAUUUGUAUAUUUUGGGUUGCGUUGAAUAAUUUUGUAAUACUGUUUCUGCCAAUGGGGUGGGAAUUGCUGGCAGAUAAUUAUUAAACUGUUAAUUUGAAAUUGAAAAAUGGUCCUGCUUUGGUCAUAGGCCAAUUAUUUUUGUUUUGAUCCUGUGUAUUUUCAUUAAGCCACUUGAUAUUUUCAAAAUGCUGGUCUUCUGCUACUGUACCUGAACUGCAACACCCAGAAUUCUCUUCUAGCUGUUGAAUUGUGGGAGCUGUAGUUCGAGGUGUGAGUGGCAGGUCCAGUCUGACUUGUCUAUCUCAACUUUAACAUCAAAGAAAAAAAGACAGAUUUAUACAAAUAACUUUUGACAUUUUUUCAGUGAAUUUAAAACAUGCAUUAAAAUCUAAGACUGUUAUGGAAGCCACUUGCUAAAAUAAAGUCUAUUUUCACUAUUUAUUAUUGAA
Molecule: messenger RNA, 3938 nt
Organism: Xenopus laevis (African clawed frog)
Lineage: Eukaryota; Metazoa; Chordata; Amphibia; Anura; Pipidae
Gene: cebpb.L
Product: CCAAT enhancer binding protein beta L homeolog
Biological process (GO): DNA-templated transcription; regulation of cell differentiation; regulation of DNA-templated transcription
Cellular component (GO): nucleus
Molecular function (GO): DNA-binding transcription factor activity; RNA polymerase II cis-regulatory region sequence-specific DNA binding; sequence-specific DNA binding
Source: RefSeq, marked provisional